Linum trigynum is the source of this 3401-nucleotide messenger RNA. Lineage: Eukaryota; Viridiplantae; Streptophyta; Magnoliopsida; Malpighiales; Linaceae. The record is from the annotation of a GenBank genome assembly.
GCCUAAUCAGGUAAGGCGCAAGUCAAGAGCCGAGCGCCUGCCUUACGCCUAUCGCCUUUUAGAACCUUGGUAUUUUGUACCCCUUUACUAUUGCUAAUUAACCUAUGUACCCCUAUAUUAUUAUUUUGUACAAAUAUACCCCUAUAUUUUUCUAGCGUAACAAAUAUACCCUUCUGUUACUAAUUCCGUUAGUUGACUGUUAAAAGGCAUGCAAAAUGACAAUCUUACCCUCUAUUAUCAAUCAUCAACCAAUACUAUAAAGAGUUUUAAAGAAUAGAGUUUCCAGCAUUUCAAAACCCUCCACAGAGAGCACUUCUCGGAGGGGCAAAAUAUUCUUUCUAAACCCAAUAGUAAUGGGUCGUACUGAAUUCAUUCUACCAUCACUUGGGUCUGUUGUUGAUCCUCCAACUUGACUAAGUCUCAAGUCAAAGCUCACCUAUACAGCUUCUGUCUAAUGAAUACUCAUCGACAGAAGAGGAAGCCAACUUCUGGAAAAUCAAGACUCUGCAGCCACAUCUCCCCCGACGACAGCUACUCAGUAACUCCAAAUUUCUUCGGUUCUCCUAUCUUCCACUUACUGAACACGUACCCCAGUUAGGUUCGAAUCUUCUCCCCCCCCCAACUACAACCUCUUGAUGAAUAUUUGUAUAAUGCAACAAGAAGUUACAGAAACCAACAAGAAGUUAGCGGGACAAGGGAAGUCGAAAUUAAGGUAUAUAGUCCUUCAUAUCGCAAUUCGAUUAGACUUUCUUCACUGGCACCUGUACCACUAAUGUCUUGGGUUUUUAUAAUUGCAAAUAUUGAUUCCCUCAAGGUGGAACCUACAGACAGAUUCAUCCUCUCAAACAUCUUAGUUCUUGCUUUUUUGGUGCUUCCAUUUUCAAGAUGUGUUUAGAAAAUGGUAAAAUAUGUCAUCAAAAUUCAUAAAGGUUUGGCUCUGUACGAUCUACGAAGUGCCCAAUUUUGAGAUUUCCAGUUGGUUUGUACAUCUCAUGGUCAAUAGAUACUUAGUUAUUAUGAGAAUAUGAUAGCAUAUAGUAGUGAGAAAUGUUUGUGACACGUUACCCUCGUACGACUCCGCGAACCCUUUCUUGUAAGACGCCUGUCUGCACACACGAACACAGAGGGGGUGCCUGGGCCCGUUAAUUCUCCGACGCCCAAGUUAGUUUCUAGGGAGAGAGAAGUGUCUCAAAACUAGAGUUUAGUGAGAGAGUCCAACCUGUGUAAAUGCUACCAACUGCCCCUAUUUAUACUCACCAGAGUUCGAGGUUGAUCUUCUCCACCUCACUUUCUCCAUUUAAUGCUUUGUCCCUUUCUGGUCAGAUAUCUCAACCGCCUUGUCAGGCUUCUGGCACGUGACAGGCGCCCGCAGACGAUGGACCACUUGACAGCCUGGCCCCCUUUGGCUUCUAGCGACUAUUCUUUAUGUGCCCCCCACCUUGCUUGGGCCUUGCCCCCCAAUUCGGCUGUUUGGAAGUCCAAGUCGUCGCCCAUUGGGCCUUGCUCAUAAUACCCCCAACAAGAAAUUAUCCCCUGUGAGAUUCCAAUCGUUAUGUAUUGUUCCUGAUAAAUAGAUAGUUAGUUGUUAUCCGAACAUGAUACCAUAUAGUAGUGACACAUUAUUCCCAUGUGAUAUUUUUCUAAAAGUGGUUUUGAAAUUAGGAAACUUCUCCUCCCAUUAUCUUGCAAGUGUUAGAUACAAUAAAGUAUAAGGCCCGCCAUUGUUUAGAUCAUACAUCUUCACUUGCUUCAGCUGAUACCAUUAAAUCCUUUUUGGUUGACUGAAUAUUCUAUUAACUACCAGAACUGAAUCGCCUUCACAUUUCACUUUUGGCCGUUGUUUGUAAGUUGUUGGCUAUAUUCCUCGUUGAUUCUCCUACUAAGAAUAAGAGUUAAUAUUUUCGUAUGGCCUGAACUUUGACCAAAAUAAACAUGAUGACCAAUCUUUUUGAUCUAUAACAUCCUGACCCGAACUAUACACCAAAAUAAACACUUUGGCCAGAUCCGACUUUUGACCAUUAACUUGGACGGUCAAACGCGUUGAUCGUUAGUCAACGUGCCAUGUCACUGCCAAGUCAGCAUAAAAUAUUUAAAAUAAUUCACAAUUUUCACACAUUUCCUAAUUUUAAAUUAUUAUAAAUUAAAAAAAUCAUCUAAUACCUUAGUUAAACCAAAAAUAAAAAAACUAAAAAAAAUAAAUAUUUAUCAGAUCUUCUGACUUGGCAGUGACGUGGCGCGUUGACCGUCUAAGUUAACGGUCAAACAUCGGGUUUGGCCAAAUUGUUUAUUUUGGUGUAUAGUUCGGGCCAGGAUGUUAUAGAUCGAAAAGAUUGGCCAAGAUGUUUAUUGUGAUCAAAGUUCAGACCAUACGAAAAUAUUAACCCUAAGAAUAAUGAAAUAGUUGAGAAUUAUUAUUCUCUCAUAAACCAUCUAUUCUUCUUUUUGGUUGGUGUUUGUCUAUCGAGAAUGAUCGUAGCAUGCAUUUUGAUUUUGUUCAUUAAGUUAUGUUGUCACUCCAUUCAGUUGGUCAUGGUUUUUGGUUCCUCUGUUUUCUUUUGAAGUUCCAUUUUAAGUCUUUGAUCAUGUCAAUUUGUAGCGCUCUCAUAAUGAGGUUAGGGAAAAAUACAGGAGAGGAAGUUUAUUUUGCUAGGGACUAUUUUUAAUGUAAAAUGAUUUCCUCAAGAAAGGGAACACCACAAGUUGUAGAUUUCAUCCAGGGACGUUAACUAUAGAAACAUUUUACUACAAACCCCUAUGUCCUUAGUCUUAAUCUUAACAGUUCAUCAUAUUUUGGUUUCUCAUAUAGAUUCUACAUUGUAACUCUCACACUUACGUUGCGUUGUGUUUCUCCUUAUGUCAAUCCUUCCACCUUGAUACUCUUUUGUUUCAUCAUCUUUUCCCUUACUGGGUUACGUCUCCAUAUCGAGCCAUGGGUUUCAGAAUGGUGGUCACUAGCAAUGACCAGAUUUAGCAGUAGGGUUCUGCUUUCUCUCACUUAGGACCAACGAUUGUUAUUUGAUUUAUCCUGCUCAUGCACUUUGCAAAAAUAAAGUUAUUAUCACAUGCGCUUCAGUUCAGGUUGUGUUAGCCUUAAUUUGCUCACUGCCUGAUGUUGCUUACUCUCUCUCGCGUGAUUUGCAGGGAUGUUUAACAAGUACCUCCUCUAUCUUGGAUAAUAUUUAUGAUUUUCCUCUCGAUCUUGGAGAGGAAUUCUUCACAGGUCAGUCCGCUCACUGCCUUGAAGCUUGAAAAGUCUAUUGUUACUAAUGCUCUAGGUUGGAUUGGACCAAGAUAAUCUCCUAUCUUUCGGGUUAGCCAAGUUGUUAAAAGCUAGGUUACUUUAUUGAGAAUGAGCAUAUCUAGGUUGCUUAAUGGGUAUUGAUUAAAUAUGGUUCGUACUU